UAAGUUACUAACUUUUCAUUCAUGCACUGCUCGCAUUUAACUCCAGUAGAGACAUGGCGGAAGGCGGGCUACCAACUAUGAGCGAUACCGUUGAAAGUCUUAAGACCAACUUAGAUUCAAUUAUAAGUAAAAUCAACUCUUUGGGCUUGAGUGUUCAUCUACAGAACAAUAAGUCCAUUUUGUUCCCUUCAAAUUCUCAAGAACUGCAGAUCUUGCAUGGUGAGGAAGCUUUAAAACAUUUUAAUAGACCAGAGUGGUCUGAUAAAGUCUUAGCUUUCGGUAGCAAAAUCUUUUAUUGUCAUUCAGAGUACCUUCGCGUUAGAAGCGAAUAUUUUGAAGCACUUUUCGCUGGAGUUUAUCAAGAAACGACAAUGAAUUUAAUUAAUGUAGAGCUGCCAGCGAGUUCAAGCAACGUUGAAAUGCUUUUGAAGUAUUUGUACACGGGUGAAGCUAAUGAAAGGUUAUUUUAUGGUAUCGAGAUAUUUAAAACUAUAGAAAACGGAAAUUAUUUGGGUGCUCAUGACCUGGUAUCUUUAGCUGUUGAAGCCUUUGCGGUUCGUUGGAAGAGUCUUGUGCUAUUAAAAAUGUUUAGACGCAGUAUAGUAGAUGUGAGGUUUGUCCGCGCCUUACUGAGGUACGGUAGUAAGAAAGGUUUGAUAAAAAAUAGUGAGAAACUGAAAAUUAUCGUGCAUUGGAGUGCGAAAAGUGACUCGGACAUUUCAGAAGCUCGUUCACUCAUCCUCGAAUCAAAGUGUUUAGACGAGGCAUCUUUCGCUGAUGUACAAUGGUCCAUUGAAGAAAAGCCAGACCUCCUUAUUGAUUUGCGUUUCGCUAAUUUUAUUGACGUUUUUCAACGAGCGAGAAAAGAAAAGGAAGAAGUAGAGAAGAUAGGCAGGGAUGCAGACAUAAAAUCAAAAGGUCUUUUAGAAUGCGUUCGCCUCUUGACAAAGCAGUUAGAAGAAGUCCGCUGUACAAAAUGUCAAAUGCUCAUCCCGCGUGUUUCAAUGAAGACCCGCACUUGUGUGGUUAUGGGUCAUCCGGGAGUUUAUACUCUUUAUCAAGGCUGGAGUUGUUGUAAGCAGUUGAAAAAAAAGUCCAAGGGUUGUAAACCUUUCGGUGUGUCAAGGCAUACCAUUGGUUGAUCGUGGUUGUAAACCUUUCGGUGUGUCAAGGCAUACCAUUGGUUGAUCGUUCGACGAUAAUAGCAGUUAAGCUCUUCGUUAUGUUGCAGAUUCUUAUUUUGAACAUUUUUAUUUCGAAAAUUAUUUUUAUCUCGUUAUAGCUUUUCAAAAUCUUUUCGGAGAUCGUCAAGUUUAUAUUCUUACAUUGUUAUUUUUAAUUGUCAUAAAAAGUUUUACUCACAGCUGUUGUUAACAAUUCAUCAUUGUAAGGUCUACCGGUUCUUAUGGAGAUUUGUACAUUUGAAAACA
Messenger RNA from Xenia sp. Carnegie-2017, 1430 nucleotides. RefSeq lists its product as uncharacterized. NCBI's taxonomy places the organism in Eukaryota, Metazoa, Cnidaria, Anthozoa, Malacalcyonacea, Xeniidae. Bases 54 to 1142 code for a protein of 362 amino acids. Gene Ontology annotation, biological process: proteasome-mediated ubiquitin-dependent protein catabolic process; regulation of proteolysis. Gene Ontology annotation, cellular component: cytoplasm. Gene Ontology annotation, molecular function: ubiquitin protein ligase binding. The transcript is spliced from 2 exons. The record is from RefSeq and is a predicted model, not a curated record.